Molecule: messenger RNA, 1089 nt
Organism: Procambarus clarkii (red swamp crayfish)
Lineage: Eukaryota; Metazoa; Arthropoda; Malacostraca; Decapoda; Cambaridae
Product: flagellar attachment zone protein 1-like
Source: RefSeq, a predicted model, not a curated record
AUGGGUCCAAACGAUGAGUUACUGGUGGCAGACGAUGAGUUGCUGGUGGCAGACGAUGAGUUACUGGUAGUAGACAAUGAGUUACUGGUGGCAGACGAUGAGUUACUAGUGGCAGACGAUGCGUUACUGGUAGCAGACGAUGAGUUACUGGUGGCAGACGAUGAGUUACUGGUGGCAGACGAUGAGUUACUGGUGGCAAACGAUGGGUUACUGGUGGCAGACGAUGAGUUACUAGUGGCAGACGAUGAGUUACUGGUGGCAGACGAUGAGUUACUGGUGGCAGACGAUGAGUUACUGGUGGCAAACGAUGAGUUACUAGUGGCAGACGAUGCGUUACUGGUAGCAGACCAUGAGUUACUGGUAGCAGACGAUGAGUUACUGGUAGCAGACGAUGAGUUACUGGUGGCAGGCGAAGAGUUACUGGUAGCAGACGAUGAGUUACUGGUAGCAGACGAUGAGUUACUGGUGGCAGACGAUGAGUUACUGGUAGCAGACGAUGAGUUACUGGCAGCAGACGAUGAGUUACUGGCAGCAGACGAUGAGUUACUGGUGGCAGACGAUGAGUUACUGGUGGCAGACGAUGAGUUACUGGUAGCAGACGAUGAGUUACUGGUGGCAGACGAUGAGUUACUGGUGGCAGACGAUGAGUUACUGGUAGCAGACGAUGAGUUACUGGUGGCAGACGAUGAGUUACUGAUAUCAGACGAUGAGUUACUGGUAGCAGACGAUGAGUUACUGGUGGCAGACGAUGAGUUGCUGGUGGCAGACGAUGAGUUACUGGUAGCAGACGAUGAGUUACUGGCAGCAGACGAUGAGUUACUGGUAGCAGACGAUGAGUUGCUGGUGGCAGACGAUGAGUUACUGAUAUCAGACGAUGAGUUACUGGUAGCAGACGAUGAGUUACUGGUAGCAGACGAUGAGUUGCUGGUGGCAGACGAUGAGUUACUGGUAGCAGACGAUGAGUUACUGGCAGCAGACGAUGAGUUACUGGUAGCAGACGAUGAGUUACUGGUGGCAGACGAUGAGUUACUGCUGGCAAACGAUGAGUUACUGGUGGCAGACGAGAAAUUACUGAUAGCAGAAGAUUAG